Molecule: messenger RNA, 3279 nt
Organism: Astrephomene gubernaculifera
Lineage: Eukaryota; Viridiplantae; Chlorophyta; Chlorophyceae; Chlamydomonadales; Astrephomenaceae
Source: the annotation of a GenBank genome assembly
GUCCACGAUGUUGGGGCCCAGCUCAUUUGCGGUGGGCUCAAGCACCGCGCGGCGUCCUGCGGGCAGUGCCUGGUCAGUGGUGCGGGGAGCCCUCCUGGGGUCCACCGGUGGUGUCAUGACUCCACCGUCGCUGCGCCAAGGCCUGCCAGCUUCCCUCACGGGCUUGGGCGGUGCUAACAUCCAGCGGAAUGCGUCCAUCAGCCGGAAUGCCAGCACCGGGACGUGCGCUCCCGCGCACGGUGCAAGCCGGAUGCAGUCCCUCCAAAGUGCCCUUCCUGGCCGGCCCCACCACACCCGCAGCAUGUCCGGUCAGGGCCACGGGGUGAACCAGACCCCGUCCCUGCCACCUGGCCCUGCCGUCUCGGGCCUGCCGCAGCUACUUGCGGCGGCACCCGUUGGUGCGGCAGGAGGCACCCUGUCGCAGCUGCUGGAGCAGCUGCCCGCGUACGGGAAUGACGUGGACGUGCCCUACGGUGGCGACCUCGCCGUGGUCCUGCGCUACGUGGAGGGCCUGACGACGGAAUUCAGGAGCAACGAGAAGCUGCUGGCGGUGGAGGCCAAGAUGGUGGUCCACUCCAGCGACCCAAGCUUGAAGGACAGGCAGGAUCACGUGCAGGCCACCGCAAGUUGGAUCCAGAUUGCCGAUCCUUAUGCUGGUGGGGGCUGGCUGGGUGGGGCAGCUGGAAGCACCGGAGGAGGCGCCGCAAGCCGCGUUGACUUGCGCGCGUACGAGGAGACCUUCCGCGACAUCCCCGCCUCAGCAGAGUUGCAGAUUGACUUCUCCAUCGCAAAGGGCACGUACCAAACGCACGUUGGCGGCACCUUUGGCUCGCAGGCGCAUGCCCACUACACAGCGAUGCCCCUGCAGGGAACUACCAGCGGUAGCCAUGCUGCUGCAGGCAUGACCCCUAGGCCAGCAUCUACGAGCACGGGCGCACAGGUGGCCAUCAGCAGUGGGCAGUUUGCGGGAUGUGUGCGGGUGCCACUGCUGCUGACCUUGGGUCGCGAGAAGCACCAGGAGUGGCGGCUGCCGCUGGAACGCAAGUCAGGCUCUCAGCGCAUCCGUGGCUAUGUGGUGGUGUCCUUUGAGUGGAGCUUCACCAACGAGGGCUUGCUCAUCCGUGAGGUGGCAGCACUCGAGCGCAUCAUGGCGGAGAAGAUCGAGCUGCUGGCGCUGCUCAACCCGCUGCCAGCUACAGCCACCACCGCCUUCGUCCGCCCACCCGGUAGCAGCGGCAGCAGCAGCCCCGCUGAGGCCGCCGUUGCCGCUAACGGCAGCAGCGGCAGCGUCGCCAGCAUCACGGAGGAAGCCGGCGGCUUUGGUGGUGAGGGCAGGUCGCUGAAUCUUGGCGCCGAGGGUGCCACCACGGCACUACCCCGUGCGCUGCCUGCCAAGCGGACGGCCAAGGCCAUGUCGGAGUCGUACUACGUGAACCUGGAGGUGUCGGUGCUGGAGGUGACGGGGCUGCUGCCGCGGGAGGGUGUGCGCGCCAACAUCGCAGCAUCACUGCAUGGGCGGCAGCAGGCUGGCAUGGUUGCGACUGCUAUGCUGCCCCGUGCGGUCGUGUCCAUGACGUGUGCUGGCGAGAAGCGGACAGCGCCGGCGGGUGUGAACUCGGUGCACCCGCGCUUCCCCAAGAACACAAACACGUUCCAAAACGUGCCGCUGGGCUCAAAGGUGCACAUGCAGGUGUUGGACCAAGUGAGCAGCUCCUACACGCGGCUCCUUGCUGAAGCCGAGAUGCACGUCUCCGACAUCCCCGGCACAGACCCGCUGUAUGCGUGGCUCUCGCUGCCGCGCCGCAAGCGCAACCGGUCGCAGCGCUCGCUGGCGCUGCUGGCGACCAUGGAGGAGGAGGGGGAAGCCGAGGUGCAGGUGCUGGUGCGGAUCAAGAUCCACAAGCCGCAGGUGCAUGGCGUGCUGGCUGCGGUGACCUUGGAUAUGGCGGGUGUGGGGCUGUGCGCCAAGACCAACUUGGAGGAGCUGUUCAACUUCACCAUCCAGAAGGUGCGCGCAUCUCUUGUGCAGACGCGCACGGAUCUGCAGGUUACGUCUGCCGUACAUGCAAUCCAGCUGGACAACCAGAUGCUCGAGGCCAAGAAUCCGGUGGUCCUGGCGCCAGCUGACGGCUCACAGUCGAGCAGUGUAGCACACGCCCGCCGGCGGCACAAGGCUCGUCUUGCUCGCCGCGCCGAGGGCCCCAACCCCAUCCUGCGCUUGGGGCACCAGGACCCCUCCGUGCAAGACCCGCUCAUCACCUUCCAGAUUACGUACAACCAGGCAAGCAGCAACCAGGCAAACGACGUGAACGCCUAUGGCUCGCAUGACAACGUGGGCAUUCUGGCGUUCAAGAAGGUGGUGCUGGAGCUGGGGCCGCUGGACUUCUCCGCUGACCAGGAGUUCAUCGAGGGGGUCAUUGCCUACCUGCAUGCCAUGCCCCUGGCGGACUUGUACCAGAACGAGGCUUGGCAGAAGCAAAUCGACGCGAUGCAGGGUGGCGGUACGGCAGGACAUGCCGAGGAGGCGGUGCACGUUUCGGGGCAACGUGACAAGCCGCAGGAGGACGCGCUUGUGUGGCUCCUGAAGAAGGAGGCCUCGGAGCUGGAACUGUUGCGUGGCCAGAGCUCCAUGUGGUUCUACCUGGAGGAGUUCUACCUCUCGGACAUAUUCAUUAACGUGACGCUGGCGCUGUCAAGCAGCUUUAACGCGGGAGUUGGCGGCGCGCCCUCCACCACAUCCGCAGCCGGCUCGGAGAGCGAGCGGCAGCGCACGAUGCUUCGCGGCUUCCUGUCGCGCGUGUCGGGCAACAAUGGCUUCCAGCUCAUCAACGUCACCAACGCGCCCAUCCAGCUGGAGUACGUGUCCUUCCAGAACCGCCUGUACAACCGCGUCUCGCUGGUCAACACGCUGUGGCGCCACUACUCGUGGAUUGCCAUAGCGCAAGCACGCAAGGUGCUGGGAGGUGCAGGUCCCGCCAUCGCCGCCAUCCCCGCCUCACUGCUCUGGGCAAGCUUGGCGCUGGUGGAUUUGGGCCAGGAUGUGGCAGCGAAGCGCGUCAGGCCGCACCAGGUGCCCAUGCGCAUCGGCUACGUGCUCUUCACGCUUUCGGGCCAGGUGGUGGGCGUGCUCAGCCGCACCAUGUGCGCCGUGAUGGGCGUGCUGCCGCCUCGCUUCUCCUCCGACAGCAUGACCCUCACCGACUCCGAGGCUGCGAGGCGCUUCGCCGUGAAGCCGCAGACGGUCAUGGAUGCGCUGUACCUGGGGCAGCGUGACGUGGU